GAAGUUCUCUGUUGGUUAUUGUAAUCGCUACUGCUCAGCGAAGGGAGGAAGCAUAAACAGAUUGUGGUAGUAAAGGAAAAUGUUGGAGGAGGAGGGAGGAGGAGGAUUACCCGAGCCUGAGGUGGUCGGCAACUGAAUCCUCUUCCUGCCACUCUCUCUCAGUAUAUGAAUAUGGCAAGAAUUGGUGCUUCUUCAGCUACCAAAUCAACUCUGACUUGUCUAUGCACGUUAAAGACUACCAUUACCUCAUCAAUCUUGGAGGCCCGCUUGCAAAAAUGCCAAAAUAUCAAGCAAUUUUGCCAAAUUCUAUCUCAGAUGAUCCUCACUGGCUUCAUCAGGGACACCUUUGCAGCCAGUAGGCUCCUAAAGUUCUCCACUGAUUCAACCUACAUUCACAUUGAAUAUUCUCGGAAAAUUUUCCAUCAUAUUGAGGACACUAAUGGGUUUAUUUGGAACACUAUGAUGAGAGCGUAUUUACAGAGAAAUAAUCCUAAAAAAGCGAUUUUUCUUUAUGGAUUGAUGUUGGUGAACCAUGUGGCUCCUGAUAACUACACAUUUCCGGUUCUUAUUCAGGCUAGUGCUGUCCGUGGCUCUGAAUUGGAGGGAAAACAGUUGCAUGAUCAUGUGCUUAAGAUGGGCUUUGAUUCGGAUGUGUAUGUGGAGAACACAUUGAUUAAUAUGUAUGCCGUGUGUGAAAAUAUGAGGGAUGCAAGGAAGUUGUUUGAUGAAAGUCCUGUGUUGGACACUGUUUCAUGGAAUUCCAUUUUGGCAGGAUAUGUACAGAUGGGGAAUGUAGAAGAAGCAAAACUCAUAUACAAUCAGAUGCCUGAGAGGAACAUAAUUGCGUCAAAUUCUGUCAUAGUGUUGCUUGGUCAGUCAGGUCAUGUAAGUGAGGCUUAUGAAUUGUUCAAUGCCAUGGAGGGAAAGGAUAUGGUUUCAUGGAGUGCAAUGAUUUCUUGUUAUGAACAAAAUAAGAUGUAUGAAAAGGCUCUGCUCAUGUUUGUGCAAAUGAAUUCUAAUAAAAUAGCAGUGGAUGAGGUGGUGGUUGUUAGUGUUCUCUCUGCAUGCAAACAAUUAUCUAUUAUCAUGACAGGGAAAUCAAUCCAUGGCUUUGCUCUAAGAAUUGGGAUUGCCUCUUAUGUUAACCUUCAAAAUGCAUUGAUUCACAUGUACUCAUCUUGUGGGGAUGUAGUGGCUGCUGAACAAGUAUUUAGUGUUAGCUACAACUUGGACCUGAUAUCAUGGAAUUCUAUGAUAUCUGGAUACUUGAAAUGUGGGUUAGUAGAAAAUGCCCGAGGGUUAUUUGAUUCGAUGCCAGCUAGGGAUGUUAUAUCAUGGAGUGCAAUGAUAUCAGGUUAUGCACAACAUGACCGAUUCUUCGAGACUUUAACAUUGUUCCAACAGAUGCAGCUUGAAGAAAUUAGGCCUGAUGAGACUAUUUUAGUGAGUGUACUUUCAGCAUGCGCCCACUUGGCUGCCCUAGACCAAGGCAGAUGGAUCCAUGCAUAUAUAAGGAAGAAUGACCUAAAGAUUAAUGUCAUUCUUGGCACCGCCCUCAUAGACAUGUAUAUGAAAUGUGGUUGCAUGGAAAUUGCAUCAGAAAUCUUCUCUAGCAUGGAGGAGAAAGGUGUCUCUAAUUGGAAUGCUCUCAUUCUUGGAUUGGCAAUGAAUGGAUUGGCCGAAAGUUCUCUUGACACAUUCUCGAAGAUGAAGAAUUGUGGUGUGAUGCCUAAUGAGAUAACCUUUAUGGGAGUUCUUGAUGCUUGUAGGCAUAUGGGUUUAGUUUCUGAGGGCCUUCACCACUUUCACUCUAUGAUUCAAGAACACAAGAUUGAGCCCAAUAUCAAACAUUAUGGAUCCAUGGUUGAUCUUCUUGGACGUGCAGGGUGGCUCAAGGAAGCAGAAGUUCUUAUCGAGGGUAUGCCUAUGUCACCAGAUGCUGCAACUUAUGGGGCCUUGCUUGGGGCUUGUAGGAAACAUGGCGACAAUGAAAUGGGAGAGAGGGUAGGAAGGAAACUUAUCGAGCUCCAUCCUGACCAUGACGGGUUCCAUGUCUCAUUGUCGGAGAUAUAUGCUUCAAGAGGUAAUUGGAGAGGUGUUUGUAAAAUAAGAGGAAUAAUGAUGAAACAAAAUGUGGUUAAAACUCCAGGUUGCAGCAUGAUUGAGGUCAAUGGUGGUGUUCAUGCAUUUCUAGCUGGGGAUAGGACACACUCGUGCGUGGAAGAGAUUGAGAAGAUGUUGGAUGACGUAGACAAGGGGCUUAGGAUUGGGUUAGCCCCAAACACAAAUAAGUUUCCUCUUGGCAAUGACGAAGAGGAGAAGGAAAAACCACUCUCUCUCUCCUUUAACAUAGCCAAAGCUUGCCAUUGUCGCCCCCACGGGCAUAGCACGGUUGGUUCUUAGGUAGUAGAUUGCACCCAAAGCUUGCCAUUGCCUUUGUCAUUGCCUCUGGGCCUACCACUAUCAACCGACCCGUUGUCACUGUCAAGGAUUAUUGCCCAAUUUCUUAAUUCUAGCGAAGGAGAAAUUAGUAGGAUUGGUUUGCUUAUAUUUAUUUGUCAGUAACUUUUCUUCUGCUCUUUCCACGCGAGACAAAUGCAUUGCAUGGUGGAUCUUAACGAAAAAAUAUACACUAUUGGUACAAAAUGGCACAUGUCUUAAGUCUCUAAUUAAGUAUAAUAAGAAAGGCUAUUAGCACCAAAAAGUCAAAUCUUUUUGAGUUGUGAUGAUUUUAUCCGAUUCUUUUAAUUUUGACAAUUAAGGUCGAAUUUAUAAAAUUUGUAAGAAUUUUAGUCAAAAUAAAUAACGGACUGCCCGUCCAUCAACUCUUGACCACGUGGCAUGCCACGUGGAUAUUUUAGCGAGCCCAUACUAAUUGAGAAAGUAAAUAAAAUAAAAUAAGGGUUAAUCAUGGUUAACCCACAUAUGCGUAAUGGAUUGGUUUAAAACAUGAAAUUUGGAAGUGGAAACCCUAAACCCUAUGUAGAGAAGAGGAAGAGGUGACUUGAACGAAAGAUCGAGGAGGAAAUCAAAAGUCGAGGACGACGUCGAGGAGGAAAUCAAAGGCCAAGGACGACGUUGAAGGAUAAAGGAUGAAGAUGUCGAGGACGAAGAGGACAACAAGUGAUGGAAGAGGGACUUAAAGGAAGCAACGUUCGCAAUAUGCACAACAAGGCAAAAUG
This is a messenger RNA of Diospyros lotus (date-plum), 3182 nucleotides long. Its product is annotated as pentatricopeptide repeat-containing protein At1g05750, chloroplastic-like. Gene Ontology annotation, molecular function: protein binding; RNA binding. NCBI's taxonomy places the organism in Eukaryota, Viridiplantae, Streptophyta, Magnoliopsida, Ericales, Ebenaceae. The record is from RefSeq and is a predicted model, not a curated record. Gene Ontology annotation, biological process: RNA modification.